AUGUCGGAGCGGUGGCUCCAGACGACGGAGCGAGGACGUCCAAACAGAGCUGCCCCUUCGCGAGCUCGCUCCCUCGCCGAUCUGGAGAAGUUGGAGACAAGAAGACGGCCACGCCACUGCCCCGAGGAGCUCGCCGUCGCUGAGAUGGAAAACUCAUAUGAGCUGGACUCACAGAUCAACAACUCCUCAUUUCUGGACAUGAUGAAUGUAGGAUCGAGUGACACAAAUUGUUAUGGAACAGCAGAUUGUAGCCCACUUGCGGAACAAGUGACGAUGCCUCCACAAAAGGGGGAAAAAUCUGCGAAACCAAAAUCAGCAAAAGGAGCCUCCACAAAAGGGAAAAAUUGGUCAACUGUUGAGGACUUGGUGUUGAUUCAAGCAUGGGCAAACACUAGUCUAGAUGCGGUGACCGGGACCGAUCAGAAUUCAAGUACAUAUUGGGGUAGGAUUUCAGAUCACUACGACGCUCACAAAAAACCGUCAUGGCCGGAGCGUGGUUCUAAUGGACUCACUUGUCGUUACAACGUUAUUUCAGCGCUCACGAGCAAGUUCUAUGCAUGUAUUCAACAGAUAUUAAAUAGAAAUUGCAGCGGAAUGACUCUCUCUGAUAAGGAAAGAGAUGCACACCGCAUGUACAUUGAACUGGAUGAGAAAAAGAAGCCAUUUACAUUAAUGCAUUGCUACAUAGAGUUUGAGAAGUAUCCAAAGUGGCAGACACGUCCGCUUCCUCAUAAGAAACAAAAGAAGACCUCGGAUGCAAGUCCGGGUACAACCUCCAACGAUGAAGACUUCGGCGCAUGCACUGAUGCUCUUGAAGAAGAGCUAAGACCUCCUGGUACGAAGCAUGACAAGAAUGAACGUUUGAGGAAAGGUAAAACUUCUGAAUCCAAUGAUAGUGGUUGCAAGUUAUCAUUAGAAAGUGUGUGGGCACAGAAGAUAAAGAAGGAUGAUAUCAAAGAGGCCACAAAAAUUGCUCGCUACGCGAGAGCUUUUGAAUUGCAAGAGAAGCAGAUUGCAUUGCAAGAGAAGGAGGAUGCACGGAAACAGUUUGAAUUAGAUGAGAAAAUCAUGCUCAUGGACACAUCUCAUAUGAGUGAUGCACAGAAGCAAUUCUACAAGAAUAAACAAGAUGAGAUCAUUGCUCGCUGCCAGAACACAUCUGGUUGACCUUCAUUUGUUGUUCUGUCUGCUAUUUCUUAUCACUUGAACUAUUUGUCACUUGAAUUAUUUGUCACUUCAACUAUUUGUGACUUGAACUAUUUGUCACUUCAACUA
Molecule: messenger RNA, 1275 nt
Organism: Triticum dicoccoides
Lineage: Eukaryota; Viridiplantae; Streptophyta; Magnoliopsida; Poales; Poaceae
Product: glutathione S-transferase T3-like
Exons: 4
Coding region: 1-1167 (388 amino acids)
Source: RefSeq, a predicted model, not a curated record